Molecule: messenger RNA, 4503 nt
Organism: Anastrepha obliqua
Lineage: Eukaryota; Metazoa; Arthropoda; Insecta; Diptera; Tephritidae
Gene: drosha
Product: ribonuclease 3
Exons: 6
Coding region: 145-4419 (1424 amino acids)
Biological process (GO): regulation of gene expression; primary miRNA processing; pre-miRNA processing
Cellular component (GO): nucleus
Molecular function (GO): double-stranded RNA binding; ribonuclease III activity
Source: RefSeq, a predicted model, not a curated record
CAAUGGACUGAUCGAUAAUCAAAAGUGUUAGAAUUUAUCAACUGUGAUGGAAAUUUUGCUUAAUUUCAACUGUUAAUGAAUUAGAAGUUUUAUUGAAACAAGUUGUAUUUUCUGUGUCCAGAUAUAAAUAAAGAACUGAAAAAAAUGAAUUUUCAACAUUUGUCCACAAUGCCACCGCUGCCAACGGAGAAUGUUCCGACGAAAACACAGCCUCCGCUGCCUGUAGGCAUGCCACCUCCGCCUCCUUCAACACCUGAAACUUUUCAUUUAUCGACUUCAAAGGAUGUAGAUUGUGCGAAUUAUUCAAAUUACUCCGUGGCACCGCCAAUGCCGCAAACUCCUGGAACUAGCAGCUUUCACUCUUUCCCAUCAACUUUUUAUCAAAAUUCACGUAUAGAAGGGGGAACACCCAUUUAUCCUCAUUUUCGGGAUGCGACUGUCUUUGCAGAUGGAUAUUUAAAUGAAGAAGGAUAUAAAGGGCCACAUCCUGCCCCCAGAAAAACUGAAUAUAUUCCAUAUGAGCCCACAUAUAACGAAUACAAUUAUCACAAACAAAAGUACGAAGACUCUAUUCAUCGCAAUUACAGGAGUGGCAGGGACAUGGUGAUGAAUAAAGUACAUUAUAAGCCACCUGAUGGCGCAAGAGCAUUUUCAUAUGAGUACAACAAUUCAACAACGAACCCUGGCCAUGGUGUACCCAGAACAGCUUUUCGCAAUACAUCUAAUUCCACCUACACUCAUCGUCUCCCUUUUACGCCUACAUCAACCCAAAGAAGUUACGGUUAUGCCAAAUAUUCGGAAUCUAGUAGAUUCUACAAUCAAAGAGAGAGGAAAAACGAGACCCGGAAUGACAGCAAAGACCAAAAGUAUGAAACUGAAAGAGAUAGAUUAUUGAAAAGUUGGAGAUCAAAUUAUUGCGAAACAUCAGAUGAUAUUGCCGAGAAAUUAGCAGAAUUAGGUGAACAGGAUGAAAAUUCUCGAAGCGUAUGGAUACGUUCGUCUCCAGCGGACCUCUUUUAUCGUCGUACAAAUGUCUCAAAUGAGGUUGUUUCCACGAGCAGGUUAGAAGCCCUCUGCAAAUUGUUUGAAGAAAAGUUAGUGCAACGUGCUGAACGUAUAAGCGACACAUUGCCUCCGUAUGAGGCACCAACACGUAAACCACGUCGUCGAUUGUGUAAGCAUAAAUCGGAAGCUUGCUCAUCUUCCUCUGAAGAUUCAUCUGACGAUGAUCUUAAAAUCGAGCAAGAUUGUUGUAUGGAAGAACUCACUCGGAAAAUACAGCAUCCAUAUCGGGUUCAUGCUGAUUUAUGGCAUAAUGAUUCAGGUGAAAUGAAUGACGGUCCCCUCUGUCGCUGUUCUGCAAAGGCGCGCCGCAUUGGUAUCCGCCACGGUAUCUAUCCUGGUGAAACAGGGUAUUCAAAAUGUGUGAUGAAUUCAAAUAAUGCAUCGCAACUUUAUCAUUAUCGUAUCACUAUAUCACCUCCGACGAACUUCCUUACUAAAACGCCAACAAUAAUUAAGCAUGAUGAACAUGAGUUCUUAUUUGAAGGUUUUUCUAUGUUGACACAUUCUCCUCUUGCGGACUUACCAACAUGUAAAGUUAUUCGUUUUAAUAUCGAGUAUACUAUCCUAUAUGUUGAAGAAAAGAUGCCGGAAAACUUUACUAUAAGAGAACUGGAGUUGUUCAAUAAAUACCUAUUCCACGAACUUCUGGAACUGGUGGAUUUCUCAUUGUACCCCAGCGGCAUGUCAAGUUCAGAAACAUGCCCCGCCUUUCAUUUCUUUCCACGUUUUGUAAGAGACUUGCCAGAUAACGGAAAAGAAGUAUUGGCUAUGAGUGAAGUUCUUCGAUACCUUUUAGAUAGUGCAGCACCUCUUGUUGAUAGAGAACAACUGCGCUGCAUAAAGGAUAUCAGCCAGCAUGAUUGGCAGGAUUACGUUGACUUUAUAAAAGGCAUGCUUGUGACAAAGCCUGGAUUCAAGCCGUGUUCUGUGAGGGUUGAUCAGUUAGAUCGAAAUGUUUCUGAUUUGCCUGAAUGUUUUGAUGUCGAAGAAAACGUUACCUAUCCAGCAAUCGUUCAUUUUGGUAUACGCCCACCACAAUUAAGCUAUGCUGGUAAUCCCGAGUACCAAAAAGCAUGGCGCGAAUAUGUGAAAUAUCGCCACUUGAUGGCUAAUAUGUCUAAACCAUCAUUUGUUGACAAGCGUAAGCUGGAAGAAAAGGAGGCUCGAUUGCAGGAAAUGCGAACACAAGGACGCAUGAAACGUAACAUAACAGUAGCUGUAAGCUCGAAGAGUUAUUACAGAACUGGAAUAAUGUGUGACAUUGUCCAACAUGCAAUGCUCAUCCCGGUACUUACUGGCCAUUUACGAUUUCAUAGAUCCCUUGAUCUUUUAGAGCAAAAUAUCGGCUAUAAUUUUAAAAACAGAUAUUUAUUGCAAUUAGCUCUGACUCAUCCAUCAUACAAAGAAAAUUAUGGAACGAAUCCUGAUCAUGCCCGAAACUCACUUACUAAUUGCGGCAUUCGGCAACCCGAAUAUGGUGACCGCAAAAUACAUUACUUGAAUACACGAAAGCGUGGCAUAAAUACCCUUAUAAAUAUAAUGUCAAGAUUCGGCAAGGAAUACGAAACGAUGUCAAAUAUAACACAUAAUGAGCGAUUAGAAUUUUUGGGUGAUGCCGUUGUUGAAUUCUUAAGUUCCAUCCAUUUGUUUUUCAUGUUUCCCGAUUUGGAGGAAGGUGGAUUAGCCACAUAUCGCGCGGCUAUUGUGCAGAAUCAACAUUUGGCAUUGCUAGCUAAAAAGUUGCACUUGGAAGAAUACAUGCUUUAUGCACACGGCUCUGAUUUAUGUCAUGAAUUGGAAUUGCGACAUGCUAUGGCUAACUGUUUCGAGGCGUUAAUGGGUGCGCUCCUACUUGAUGGUGGUAUAUCAGUAGCUGAUGAAGUAUUUAUGAACGCCUUAUACAUGGAAGACGAGCAAUUAAGAGAAAUCUGGAAAAAUUAUCCAGAACAUCCGCUGCAAGAACAGGAACCAUUAGGAGAUCGGGCUUGUAUUGCUUCCUAUCCUGUGCUUCAAGAACUAACUAAAUUUGAGGAAUCCAUUGGCAUUCAAUUCAAACAUAUACGUCUACUGGCUCGUGCUUUUACGGAUCGCUCCAUUGGAUUUACUCAUCUUACAUUGGGAUCUAAUCAACGUUUGGAAUUUCUCGGUGAUACUGUUCUUCAAUUAAUUUGUUCGGAAUAUCUUUAUCGUCAUUUUCCUGAACAUCAUGAGGGUCAUUUGUCGCUCUUGCGAUCAUCUCUCGUGAACAACCGCACUCAAGCAGUAGUCUGUGAUGAUCUUGGUAUGACUAAAUAUGCAGUUUAUUCAAACCCAAAGGUGGAAUUGAAGACAAAGGAUCGCGCAGAUUUGUUAGAAGCAUUUUUAGGUGCACUAUAUGUUGAUAAAGGCCUCCUCUAUUGCGAGCAAUUUUGCCAUGUGUGCUUAUUUCCACGUUUGCAAAUAUUUAUUAUGAAUCAGGAUUGGAAUGAUCCAAAAUCAAAGCUGCAACAAUGCUGCCUUACCUUGCGAACGAUGGAAGGAGGGGAACCUGACAUUCCGAUUUAUAAAGUGAUCGAGUCUAUUGGACCAACUAAUACGAGAGUGUAUACAGUUGCAGUUUAUUUUCGGUCUAAACGUUUAGCGACCGCAACCGGUUCUUCUAUUCAGCAGGCUGAAAUGAAUGCAGCGAAACAAGCAUUGGAGAAUUCUCGUGAUUUAUUCCCUCAAUUGGAUCACCAAAAGCGUGUAAUUGCUAAAAGUAUCAAAAAACAGAAGGGUACCGAACUAAAGCCAGAACUCGAAGAGAUAUUGGCUGAACAAACUAAACCUAAAAUUACGAACUCAAUGGAGGAUGAAUCACAUCUUCCUAAACAAUACCGAGUUCGCGAAGACAUUUCAAGUGAUGAGCUACCAGAAGAUGACAUCAACGAUGCUGGAAAUAUAACCAACAAAGGUCAUUCAGGUCAUACCAGUUCAAGCAGCUCAAGUUCAGACGAUGAAAUGUUGGAAAAGGGCCGCGUACCAAAGCUGAAAAAAAGAAGCCGCACUAAAAAACUAGAGUUUAUUGGGCACGGAUCGAGGUCAAAUUUAUUUUCAUCUAAAAGAGUGUGCCACCAAGUGGACGAGGAAGAUCAUCAGAACACCAGCAAAAGAAAUUGCGAAGAUGUCAGUAGUGACGAUUGCUUUGGAGAAAAUACAAUUUCCACAGUUUCUUGUACAGCCGAAAAUCAUAAAUUAUCACCGAAUAAGCCUGUGCCUAGCUCCGCAUGUAAAAAUGUUAGACCAGUCGGAAAUACAAUGCCUCAUGACUUAAAAGAUUUGGUGGAAGAUGUUUCGUCAAACUCUGAUAUAGAGUCAGGGGAACUUAGUAGCUAAUUUCCAUCUUAUUUACCUGCAUUAAAUGUUAAAUAAAAUUCAUAUUUAAGCACUUCCAAUAAAAUGAUACAAUUAUUUUGUGUA